UGAGACGAGUGUGUACGAGUCAACCCUCCCGGUUCGAAACCCACCCUUAACGCGGUUUUUUUUAUUUCAAAAAAUUAUUAUUUUUUUGACUAUAUGAACCUUUUGGUAUAUACGGGGGGGUGUUGUUACGAAACGAUGACAAGUAGUGACGUAUUCGUUUGGUGUUUUGUGCUGUUUUGUUAAUUAGGUUUUUUUUUUGUAUUGCCCCCAAAAGGAUUAUUGUCUGGAAAGGGAUGUGGAUGAGUUAUUAGGGUUGAGGGCUGCAGAAAAAGACUGACUACGAACAUGGACCAGAAGCACUAAACGCACCUCAACCAAAAUGCAAAUCUCCUCCUGUUGGCACCUGCUGUCCAUCAUGGCGUUGCAACACCUCCUAGUAAACGCGUGCUCCAUUUCCUGCACCUGCAAGUGGAAAAACGGCAAACGGACCGCCGAAUGUUCUGGAAAAAGUCUCGCCGACAUCCCGGACACCAUCGAGCCGGAAACCCAAGUGCUCGACUUCUCCGACAACAAUCUGGGUAAACUGGUCAAAGAGUUAUUCUUCAAGAAGCAACUGGUCAACCUGCAACGCCUAUAUUUAUCCCAAUGUCGCAUAAAAACGAUCCACAGGGACACAUUCAAGGGAUUAACCAAUCUGGUCGAGUUGGAUCUUACCGGGAAUUUCUUGGGGAGCGUACCGACCCUCGCCUUUCCGAAUUGUCCCUCCCUGAUGAAACUAACCCUUAGCCUGAAUCCAAUUAGGGACAUUAAGAGGUUGGCUUUCAACCAUCUGUCGUAUCUUAACACUUUGGAGCUUAGCGGUUGCGAGAUUGCCGAAAUUCAGGAGGGAGCGUUCCAAGGUCUUCACAGUCUGGAAUGGCUCUAUCUGCCCUCAAACCGUUUGAGAAACAUCGAGGGACCGCACACCAUCCCCAAGUCCUUAAAAGGGAUUAAGCUGCAAGGGAACCCUUGGGUUUGUGACUGUCAUAUUCAGCCGUUACACGAUUGGCUCAACACGUUUUCGGCCAUUUUGGUGAACGAUCCUCAGUGCGUGGAACCACCGCGGUUGAGGAAGACUAACGUGAGGCACGUGAGGAGGGAGGAGUUGGCCUGUUUACCGGAAGUGCAACCGACCACGUUGUAUUUGGAACUGAUGGAGGGAAAGAAUGUUUCUUUGCAGUGUCAUAUACAUGCUGUACCGGAAGCUACGGUGACUUGGUCCUUCGACGGUCAACUCCUGCAGAACAACAGCAACGUUGCCCCCGGCAUGCACCUCAUCUACUGGCUCGAAGAAGGUGCCGAAAAUAAAAAAAGCGAAUUGUUCAUCUACAAUGCAAACGCGGUUGAUAACGGCACCUACAUCUGCCACGCGGAGAACCUUGCCGGAGCCACCCAAUCCAACUUCACCAUCCGCAUAGUCUUAAAAGAAGAACCGACCGUGAUAAUCGUCGCUCUACCGUUUCAACAGUUGAUCUUCAUCGUGAUCGGCGUGUCCGUGGUGACUCUACUGAUCAUCACGUGCGCCAUCUGUUGCGUACUGAAAUGUCAAAGAAACAAACGACGUGAACAAGCGAAAGACCAACUGGACCCGUCCGGUGAGAACGAGAAGAACUGGGUGACUAAAUCGCACACUUUGUCACCGAAAGAGCGGAAUUUAAUAAAGGAGAAUUGCACGCAGAAUAGCAGUUGUACGAGUGCAGGUGGUACUACCGAGGAACUGGUGCUCUAUGGGAUCAGGGAAUGCGGUAUGGAGCAGUUCGGAAGUGGCAUGUCGCCCCUGAGGGUUAACCGAGGGCAAACCGUUAGCCCCCUCUCGCUUAGACGGCACCAAAUCCCUGACCAAAACCCGGACCUAAUCGACGGCACCGACAGUAUAGGGUGCCAAAGAAGGGCUGCAGGAGAUGGGGAGGACGGACGUCAGCAGCAGCAGCAGCAGCGGGGCGAGGGGUCGGACAAUAAUGGAAUGUCGGCGUGCAUCCGGAACGGUCGGGAAUUUCAUCCAGCAGGAGGAGAUCAAAGCGCUUUAGGUAUCCAUAUGGUGGUGGAUGGUCAGGGUUAUCCAGUGGACUAUGGAUUACCAAAGUUGCCCUACAGCUUAAAAUCGACCGCCUCGUCAUGUAUCAACGAGCAAUAUUACCGGACGUUACCCUGUAACCGGAUGAAAAGGCAUUCCGCCGCUAAUCCCCUCAAACGGUACUCAAGGGAAGUGGAAUUCCUAUCGAGGAGUAUCGAUAGCCCUUACGAUCAUUAUCACACGGCCGAUAUAAGAUAUACGGCGGACGGUUAUCCGGUACCACGUCAACCGUCGGGAAGCGGCGGUACCCCCCCGCCCGACUGGUCCCAACCGGCGGUGCCGAAAAAGUGCGCGAGCGCCCAAACCGACACCGAGGACGACACGAGCGAGUCGUCGUCGUACAUAAUCGUGCGCGGUAGUGUCGUGUGCGCGAGCGUACCGGAACAUCCCGAGGAACAUCCGAACGCGAACGACGUACUGACGGAAAGUCCCGACGAGGGUUACGAGGGCGAACCACCCUCAUCAGUUGUGUAGACUAAGUGAGACUUAAUCAAACUAAGACGCCCUGUAUAAUAUUUGUUUUCGCGAAGGUUGAGAAAUAUUCGAGAAUAUAAAGAUUAACGCGAAAAAGGAAUAAAUGUCACGAAGAUAAAUUCGCGCGAUAUACGCGAGCUCGUAAUAUGAACCGUAAAAGCCGUCGUGGAAAUUUGGGAAAAUUGUAUUUUCUCUCUGAUUUUUCGACGGGUAUGAUGAAGAUUUUCUCGUUUUGUGGGGGCCUUAAGGACGGACAGGAUAACAUAGAUAUAUUUUUUAGCAUAAAUUUACAUUUGUACAUAUACGACAACAUUCUAUAUAUCUACAGGGUCAUUAUUGUAACUACUAUUCUUCUAUAGGUUGUGCUAAAUGAAUUACUUUGGACAAUCGGAGGCGUAGAGUAAGGCGAUUUGUAUAUAUUCGUCUGUAGGUCUGUAGAUACGCUCUAUAGUAUGUUUUUUUGUUAAUAUAAUUGUACAGAUUACUAAAAAAAAAAAAAAUAGAAAACCCCAGCGUGCGCCUCUGAACUUAGUUUUUAAGGUAAAUUAGCGAUCUUUCCUAUAAUAGCGGUCUUAGCUCAAAAAAGUCCUUGUGAAUAAUGGUGAUUCCUUGUUUACAUUUUAAUGCAAUUUUGUGCUGAAACUAGAAGACUUAAUAAUAUCGGUUAUUUUACAUGUAUUUUAUGACGUUUCGGUGAAAUUCCAAGAAGUUUGAUGGGUCACAUGCUAUUAUUUGAUCAAAUUAAUGAGAUUUUUUUAAAAAGCUUUUGGCAUCUCGACAGCUGUUUGUCCUAAAUCGGCCUUGUUUUCUCGAAAUUUGUUAGAGAAUGCAAAAAUUUAAUCAUAUAGCAUGCAAAUUUUUUGAGUUUCCAGAACAUCACCCUGUAUACGUUCUUCUUCUCGUAAGAUAUUUUAAAAUGGCGUCUGCACGCUAUUUUGAAGUUUUCUUGAUUAAAAAUCAUUUAUUUUUUCUCUUUUACAAAGCGAUUUAAGGUAUCUGACAAAUUUUUGAACUUUUUAGGUUCCAAUAAUUAAUUUUCCAAGUUUCCAAUUUUAUCAAAUUUCCAGUUUUUCAUUUGACCAUAAUUUGGACCUUAGACUCAUUGAGUAACUUAAUCUCUGCGUUUUUACAGACUUUCUAACUAUUUGAUUUUGAAAGCCGCCACCCUUAAAAUCCCCAAAAUUGAACAUAAUUUCAAAAUACAGACUUUAAAACACUUUUUAUAUAGAAAAAGGCUCAAUGUCCAAAAAUAAAUGAUUUCCACUGGUUUUCCUAGACGAUAGUUCCCUAAAUGAAGAAAACGUACGUAUUUCUCAUAAUAAAUAACACAUAAUAUAAUAAAAAUAAACACUAUAUACAUUCCUGGUAAAUGUCAGUAGAUAUUGCAACGUAGGUAAUUGUUAUACAAAAAAAAAUAAUAAAUAAACAUACAUAUAUAUAUCAAUAGUAGAUGAAUUAAUUGUUAACGACGAUUUGUUUGUUUUAAUUUCGUGUCUAAAUGUGAAUAGAUUUUUCAAUAAAACAUGU
Anthonomus grandis grandis is the source of this 4054-nucleotide messenger RNA. RefSeq names its product leucine-rich repeat-containing protein 24-like. The transcript has 7 exons. Lineage: Eukaryota; Metazoa; Arthropoda; Insecta; Coleoptera; Curculionidae. Gene Ontology annotation, molecular function: protein binding. The record is from RefSeq and is a predicted model, not a curated record. The coding region runs from base 320 to 2527 and encodes 735 amino acids.